This is a messenger RNA of Scylla paramamosain (green mud crab), 1084 nucleotides long. RefSeq names its product cytochrome c oxidase subunit 6A, mitochondrial-like (gene levy). NCBI's taxonomy places the organism in Eukaryota, Metazoa, Arthropoda, Malacostraca, Decapoda, Portunidae. The record is from RefSeq and is a predicted model, not a curated record. The transcript has 3 exons. The coding region runs from base 69 to 383 and encodes 104 amino acids. Gene Ontology annotation, molecular function: enzyme regulator activity. Gene Ontology annotation, cellular component: mitochondrial inner membrane. Gene Ontology annotation, biological process: mitochondrial electron transport, cytochrome c to oxygen.
CAAACCCAUAGAGGAGGAGGAGACGAGGAGAGACUCUCGCAUGACCUUCCCCAGCUGAUCAAGUCAAGAUGGCUGCCUCUCUCACCUCCCUUGCCCGGCGCACCAUUUCCACCUCCCUGCGGAACUAUGCCGCCUCUGGAGCCGCCCACGGCCACGAAGGUGGAACCAAGCAGUGGAAGAUGGUGUCCCUGCUGGUAGCCAUGCCCGCCAUCGCCCUCUGCAUGUUCAACGCUUUCUCCGGCGACCAUGACCACCCUCCAGAGUUUGUCCCCUACGAGCACCUCCGUCUGCGCACCAAGAGGUUCCCAUGGGGCGAUGGCAACAAGUCCCUCUUCCACAACCCCCACGUCAAUGCUCUUCCCGACGGCUACGAAGAGCAUUAAGGAACCCACGUCUUGUACCAUCGUAGGAGCAACACAGCAGGAACACAGCGAAGUCCAACGACAGGUGGCAGGAUCAGUGGAGUGCUUCGUCAGCUAAAUCAGCGAUCAACUCAAUCUAUUAGUAGUGUUUUGAGUUGAGGAAAGUGGGUUUUUGAGUUCCAUCAUAGAGGCAACACAGCGAGAUCGAACGACAACAAAGAUAACAAGAUCAGUACAGUUUUUCGUUGACUAAAUUGCUUGUCAACUCAAUCUUCUAGUAGUGUUUUGAGUUGAAGUUAAAGAAUAUGGGUCUGAGUACCUUAGAAGCAACACAGCGAAAUCUAACAAUUGACAGAAGCAGUGGAGUGUUUCAUCCACCAAAUUGCCUGUCAACUCAAUCCAUUAAUCUUGAGUUGAGGUUGAAUAUGGAUCUUUGAGCAGUCAUAGGAGAAACACAAAAUCAAAACAAAGAUGAGGGGACCAGUGCAGUGUUUAGUCAGCAGAAUCACCCAUCAACUCAAUCCGCUGGUAGUGUUUGAGCUGACCUCCCGCUGUGGCUGUGUUGUGUACUGCUUGCAACACACAUGAAGAGAAAAAGAAAUGAAGGGUUUGUAUAUAUUGAAUGUGUACGUGUGUGUGUUACAUUUUGGAUUAUUUCUAUUAUUAUUAUUGAUUUUUUUUUAAAGAGAGAGGUGGAUAAAUAAAGACUGUAAAAGUGUAAA